This is a messenger RNA of Diprion similis, 4483 nucleotides long. It is a transcript of the gene l(3)mbt, whose product is annotated as lethal(3)malignant brain tumor-like protein 3. Bases 183 to 3965 code for a protein of 1260 amino acids. The transcript has 17 exons. Gene Ontology annotation, cellular component: nucleus. NCBI's taxonomy places the organism in Eukaryota, Metazoa, Arthropoda, Insecta, Hymenoptera, Diprionidae. The record is from RefSeq and is a predicted model, not a curated record. Gene Ontology annotation, biological process: regulation of DNA-templated transcription. Gene Ontology annotation, molecular function: protein binding; zinc ion binding.
UGAACCGUGGGAACGAAGUUGAGCAAAGUGUAACUGCACGAUUCGACGCUCGGCUCGGGUACGUUUUGACUUGUAAUUCUCGUGAUAGUUUUCGUAGAUAUGACACAUUUGUGGGAUUGUUGAAUAGUUAAUGAUCGUUUAUCGUAUUGACGAUUGCAACGGUUGAUAUAAGCUCCAAUAGAAUGGAGGAGGAAAUAGUGGUGGAUGAUCACAUCGAGAAUGCCAAUGGUGGAACCCACUUAUCAGGGGAGAAAGCCGCAGCCGUUAUGCCUCUUCUGUAUAUUCAGCAAGGCAAGCUUCAUGCAGGACAACCAGUGUCCGGAAACCAGACGAUAACUGCAUCUUCUCAGUCCCAACUAGCUUCGAUUAUUAGUCCGAUUGCCACCAGCCAAAAUAAAGUAUUUAUAAAAAGUAAUUCCCAAGUAAGUACUGCUCAAAACAAGCCGCACAUUAUCGCUCACCACCAUCGGCUAAUUACUACGUUGAGCACCUCAUCUAGCAAUCAGUCACAGAAACACAUCUUUCUGCGAAAAACUAACACAACCACAGCUCAGAUUGUACCGCUCCAAACAACUCAAGGAUCCCAGCCUCAUGCGCAAGCGGGAAAGCACACCUUUGCGUAUCUCAGCAAUCUUAUUAAGCCCAAUAAAUCAAGGGAAACCGUUGUUAUUCCAGCAGGAGCGUUAUCCACGACACAAGUUGCAAAACCAAAGUUGUUAAUUGCUCCUGUGAUAUCCCAGUUAUCUCAACCAUCAUCGGGUAGUACAACGCCUGCUCAGAGUCAGCCGCCAAAACAUACAACUAAUUUGCUGCUCCCGGUCACAAUUCCUCAGCAUGGUGGACCUGCUAAACAAGGCAUGUUUAAUUUGAAAAUCAACAACGGUCAAAUCAGUACAGACAACAAAGGAACUAUCACAGUUCUACGAGAGUCAAAAGGUGGCAGUUCUGGAAUUCAGCCACCUCCACUUCACCCAUUGUCAAAAAUGAGCUUACUGAAUUCAGUCAAGGGCAAGGGAAACUCAUCUGAUGGUAUAAAAAUAACGGAGAACGCAGAUUCUGCGGUGAUAACGCCAAUUCCAAACAAAGACGACGAUGCGCCACCCGAAAAACGGAAGAAAACUAUAAGCAACAUACUGCGCGGUAGUGGGGAGAAACGAAGCAAAAAGCAAAACCAUUCAAAGUCGUCACAGGAUAACAUGUGUGACGUACUUUGCUCACCAAACAGUCCAGAUUUGGAUCAAGACAAAAGUAAAAAACGUCAGAAUGAUGACGACAUUACUCUAAUCAAGGUAGUACCCAGCGAAGAUAAGAGACUGAAGUCAGACGCGGCGUUGGACGACGAAAUCAAGAUAGAAAUAAUUAAGUCACAGCCGAGCAUCGAAAACGAUGCUGCAACGGAUUUUAAUGGUGAAUGUAAAUCUGGGGGCCAGGUUAGCGACUCGAAGGAGAUUACCAAUAAUUUUCACCAAAGUGAUCCAAAUUUCGACCCUGCUAAGGUACUAGAUUGGCAAGACGGUGUUGGGACAUUGCCUGGCAGCACUUUGAAGUUUCGUAUGAAUGAAUUCGGAAUUAUGGAAAUGGUUGAAGAGGAGGAUAACAAACAAGUAAAGGGAAAAAAUAGCGUUGAUAAAGAAAAUGUAUGUCUGUCGCAAAAUUCGUCUAAUGGUAGCCUUUCAGCGAUAAGUACCGAUAAAAAAAUAGAGGAAAAAAAAUCUAGACCUGUUGCCGCAGACACCAUUUAUUGCUGUGAAAGUUGUGGAUGCUACGGUUUGGCUGCAGAAUUCGAGAGCCCAAAUUCGUGUGGCCCCUCCUGUACAGAGAUAAUAGAAGCAAAAAAGGUCGCAUUAGUACGCAAGGAAAAAGAUCUUAAAGAAUUGCGUGCGAAACGAAAUCGCAAGAGAUUAUUGCAGGAGCAGCAUCACCGCCAUAAUAAUAAUCUUGAUCUGCAACAGCAAAAAGAACAGCAACCGUCACAAUCACAGUUACAGCUUCAGUUACAGAAAACAAAGCAACAGCGACCACAGCCUAUAGAGUCAGAUGAGCAGUGCAUAUCCAAGUCUGAAACAGACGAGGAUCCUAAAUAUGGAGCUCCUACUCCACCCGAAGAAAGCCAAGAAGAUAAUGAUUCCAAGUACCCCUGGCAAACUGGAAAGCUGGGGUUUUCAUGGGCAAAGUACUUGGAACACACCAAAGCCAAAGCUGCACCAGUAAAGUUAUUCAAAGAUGCUUUUCCAUAUAGUAAAAACCAUUUCAAAAUUGGAAUGAAACUAGAAGGAAUCGACCCUGAACAUCCAUCUCAUUAUUGCGUACUGACUGUUGUUGAAGUUGUAGGCUAUCGAAUACGCCUCCACUUCGAUGGAUACCCAGAGAAUUAUGAUUUUUGGGUAAAUGGUGAUAGUAUGGAUAUUUUUCCUGUUGGUUGGGCUGAAAAAAAUGGUCAUAAACUGGAUCCUCCCAAGGGAUAUGUUGCAAGUAACUUUAGCUGGACAGCUUAUUUGAAAACAUGCAAAGCCCCAGCAGCUCCAAAGACUAUAUUUUCAAACAAAAGCACACUUUUUCCAAACGGAUUUCGACAAGGUAUGAAGCUUGAAGCUGUGGACAGAAAGCAUUCCUCGCUAGUAUGUGUGGCCAGUAUUGCAGAGCUAAUGGAUUCGCGAAUAUUGGUUCACUUUGAUUCUUGGGAUGAAGUAUACGACUAUUGGGCAGACGCCAGUUCGCCCUACAUCCAUCCCGUCGGUUGGUGUCAUCACAACGGUCACAGUCUUACACCACCAAAUAGCUACAAGGAUCCAAAGGCAUUUACCUGGGAAGUUUACCUUCGAGAAACCAGAUCAGUUGCUGCACCAGCGAGAGCCUUCAAACAGCGUCCUCCCUGUGGAUUCAAACGUGGCAUGAAAUUGGAAGCUGUGGACAAACGAGUACCUCAAUUGAUCAGAGUCGCGACUGUCGAGGACGUCAAAGAUCACGUGUUGAAAAUUCGUUUUGACGGUUGGCCCGAACACCAUGCCUACUGGAUUGAUGACGAUUCACCCGACAUACACCCGAUGGGCUGGUGCCUCAAAACAGGACAUCCCUUGGAGCCACCUUUGACACCUGAGAAUCUUAAUGAUCGUCCUGAAUGUGGGACAUAUGGAUGCCGCGGUAUUGGUCAUGUGAAGGGACCUAAGUAUGCAACGCAUAAUUCUGCAUCCGGCUGUCCAUACUCACCACAAAAUUUGGUCAGGCUCAAACUAUUACCAGAUAGACUAAACGUGAAACAAGAUUCCUGUGACUUCGAAGAAGACAUACAUGAACGACCGAAGGGGGAGAAACUUGAAAGAAUACGAAUGGAACGUAGUGACAAGAAUGAAAAGUACUUGUACCAUGACGAUAAAGGGGAAAGAAUAUCGAGAGUCGAACAUUCGGAAAAUUUGUUCGAAUUUAAACAUGAGAAGAACGAGUAUACCGAGAGAUCUGGAAGAUUUCGACACCACCACAGCGAUGGGCAAACCGACGACGACGAGUCGAUGAAGAAACGAAAAAAGCGACGGCAAGUAUCGGAAGAAGUAUCAUCUCUCUCUCCUGCCGGAUAUUUCGGCGAUGCAUCAGCAAUUUCUAUACCGUACGCGGCAAAUAUUCCGGACAAACAGCUGCGCACGGAGAUUUAUCACUCCGUUUACAACCCAGGAUACAAUCCUCUUCCAGACGCUCCUCACAUAUGGGCUAAGCACAGUAAUGCUUUGAAUAGAGUUGUCGCCAAACAGAACACCGACCCACGGCGAUGGUCGAACGAGGAAGUGAUCAAAUUCAUACACAGCGUUCCUAACUGUCGAGAAAUUGGCAGUAUUUUUCGUAAAAACAGCAUCGACGGUGAGGCGUUCCUGAUGCUGACGCAAGAAGAUUUGGUCUCACUACUCGGUCUACGGCUUGGUCCGGCUAUAAAAUUAUAUAAUAGUAUUGUUUUGCUGCGUCGACGAGCGGCGUGAAGGUUCAGAAUUGUGAGCAUUAACUUUCUUCAUUUUAAUUUUUGCCUUCGAGAAUAUCGAACAAAACAAAUGUUUGAUAAUCCCUUUACAGAAGCGAUCUAUUUAUUGAAAGAUUUGAAUGAUGAAAUUGAUUUGAAAAAUCUACAUAAAAAUGAACACAGUACACACACAUCUUCGCGAUCAUUGUAUAAAAUCGAAAUACAUUUAUGCUACAUAUACCUAAUGUUCGCUAGCGAUAAAAUGUAGAGAUAGUGACUUAGAAUUAGCAAUGGCGUACCUAAAGAACUGCCGAAAUUUUAUUUGCAUUGAAUCACCUAUAAGUAUCUAAAAUUUACAAAUUCGUACGCGUAUGGCUUAUUUGUUCGUGAUAUAAUAUUUACUAUUAUAGAUUUGAUGAUUUAUUAUUAUAAUAUAUGUAUGUAUUACUCAGGAUCGAGAAUGGUUGGAAAAACCAAACCAAGAAUGAUUUUUAAUAAUCAUGUAAAAAUGUAAAUAAAUUAAAAUUUCCUUAUGCAAAA